Messenger RNA from Tribolium castaneum (red flour beetle), 1461 nucleotides. RefSeq lists its product as uncharacterized. Bases 171 to 1388 code for a protein of 405 amino acids. The transcript is spliced from 5 exons. NCBI's taxonomy places the organism in Eukaryota, Metazoa, Arthropoda, Insecta, Coleoptera, Tenebrionidae. Gene Ontology annotation, cellular component: SCF ubiquitin ligase complex. The record is from RefSeq and is a predicted model, not a curated record. Gene Ontology annotation, molecular function: protein binding. Gene Ontology annotation, biological process: SCF-dependent proteasomal ubiquitin-dependent protein catabolic process.
GACAAAUGCACAGAGUUGGUGACAUUGCUUCCUCCACGAGCCUUUGAGGUUAUGUGGUGUUCAUAUUUUGCGAAUUAUUUCACAACAAUGUGUUUAUCCGAGUGUUGAAUGAAUAUGGGCAGUGUUAGCAUUAAAGAAAAAUCUUUUCCUAAGUUAGUGUUAUCUGAAAAAUGGUGUUAUCACUGGACGUUCUUUCCACUGAACUGUUACUCAAAAUUUUCAAAUAUUUAGAUAUCCGUGAUUUGUACAGGCUUAAACAAACAUGUAAGCGAUUUAACGAAAUUAUUGAAACUUGGGGUCACCUACUUAUCUCAAAUGUGGGGCUUCUAGUCACAAAUCAAGUGCAUCCAGUCAUCAGCAAUCGAUCUCUUCGAUUGCUGUCUCAAUUUGAGCGUCUCAGAAUAUCGAAAAAUUGGUGCUCUGGGCUUUAUGACGAGAAACGGUUACUUUAUAACAAGGAUAGAUAUUUUCCGUGUCUCCAGUUGGAGAACGAUUUGUUGUGGUUUAGUAGAGGGGCACACAUAUUUGCAUAUAAACGAACUAGAGCGGGAAUCGAUACUAGAAAUCCCGUUUAUACUAUCACAUCUCGGGACAAUGCGGACAUUUUCCGUUUUGUUAAAAGAAACAAUUUAGUUUUGAGUGGACAAACCGACGGAAGUCUUUUCUUGUGGGAUCUAAACACGCAAAAAUUUGUCACUGAUUUAGAGGUGUCUCAAGGGGCCGAUGUCAAUUCUGUUGACUUGCUAGACGAUAUUCUUGUUUCUGGUUCUCGAGACAACUUUGUCCGAAUUUGGCGAAAUCCAUUCAAUGAAAGCAUUAUCGAGCAAAUUGAUUUGUGUGACCGCGUAUGGUCUGUCGCUCUUUGUGAAGAAGACAAAUCGUUGCUCGCCAUAGGAACAGCAGGGGUACACCCUACACCCCCUCUAACUAUUUUUGAUUUAAAUAAACACAUGACGGUGUUGAAUUUUACGCCCGAAAUUUCGGGGGCCGGUGUUUUGGACAUCAGAUGGGAAAAUCCGUCAGUUAUAUGGUCCGCAGGUUACGACAGUUGUGUAAGAAGGUGGGACUUGAGGACUGGCAAUUGUGAGCAAGUGCUGGAGGAUCCUUAUGGGGCCACAGUCUACUGUUUCCAGUAUGAUUUUUUCAAUACUAUAGUCAGUGGGACUCAUAAUCAUGGGAGGGCGGUUUUGUGGGAUACAAGACGAAGCAAUUGUGUCCAGAUGUAUUUUAUGGAGUCUUGUCGUCGUCGCGGGAGAAGCUCCCCAGUCUAUGGUUUGUCAUUCGACGCGGAAUUUUUGUUCACCGUCACUGAUCAACACCUAAACGUGCUGAACUUUUCAGUUAAUCGGGGCAAAAUCAGGGAUUAUGGUAUUUGGUUCAAGAAAUAAAAGUCUGAAGUAAAUAAAAUAAUAUAUUUCACAUACUCUGUUUAGAUUUCCAUCAAUAAAUAAUUUAAUAAUA